AAUCUCCGUUUCCAUUUGCCAUUUGACGAGCUUAUUGAGAUUGAGAUUUCGCGAGUUGAUUUCUUGUGCUUUUUCUAGAAGAAACCCAAACUUGCUCUGAGCUCUGAUCCAAAGAUGUCUGUCUUUGAGGAUUCCUUCGUUAUACUCGGAGAUGAUGCGUCUGAAUCGGUUCCAGUCUCAGCCUCCUUUGACAACACCACUGACAACUCCUUCUCAGCCUACGAAGGCUCAGUCCCAGUCGAUGACUCCAUCGAUGAUGUGUUUGCGGCGCCGUCUUCGGACUACGGCGGUUACUCGAACGGAGACGGCGUCUUCGGAUCCAACGGUGGACACGACGGUCCUAUCUUGCCACCCCCGUCGGAAAUGGAAUCUGAUGAGGGAUACGCUCUUAGAGAAUGGAGAAGACAAAAUGCAAUUCAACUUGAGGAGAAGGAGAAGAAAGAAAAGGAAGUGCGGAACCAAAUAAUUGAGGAAGCAAAUCAAUUCAAAGAGGAUUUCCAUAAGAAGAGGGAAUUAACUUGUGAAAACAACAAAGCUGCUAACAGGGAGAAGGAAAAGCUCUUUGUGGAGACCCAAGAGAAGUUCUAUGCGGAAGCCAGCAAGAACUACUGGAAGGCAAUAGCAGAGCUAGUUCCCAAAGAGGUUCCAACAAUAGAGAAAAGAAGAGGGAAGAAAGAGCAAGACCCUAAGAAGCCAUCAAUCUCUGUGAUUCAAGGUCCAAAGCCCGGUAAGCCAACCGAUCUUGCAAGAAUGAGACAGAUUCUGCUGAAGCUCAAACAGAAUCCGCCUUCUCACCUGAAACUCGCUCCUCAACCUCCAUCAGAGGCGGCGGCUACUCCUCCUCCAAAGAAUGUUCCCGAAACCAAGCCCACCGAGGCGGUUGCUACUGCUUAAGAGACCCUCUUUGGUUUCUUAUUCAUUGCUUAGUUCUGUGUGAUUCGGUCUUUUGCCUUUCAUUUGGUGUGUUAUAUACUGCUGAGAUUUGUAAGGGAUCAUCUGUGUUAUUAUUAACAUAAUUAUGUCGUAUCGGAUGAUAUUUGAUGACAUUCAUGUUUAAAUUUCAA
This is a messenger RNA of Eutrema salsugineum, 1064 nucleotides long. RefSeq names its product clathrin light chain 2. Lineage: Eukaryota; Viridiplantae; Streptophyta; Magnoliopsida; Brassicales; Brassicaceae. Gene Ontology annotation, cellular component: clathrin coat of coated pit; clathrin coat of trans-Golgi network vesicle; plasma membrane. Gene Ontology annotation, molecular function: structural molecule activity; clathrin heavy chain binding. The transcript has 3 exons. The record is from RefSeq and is a predicted model, not a curated record. Bases 115 to 894 code for a protein of 259 amino acids. Gene Ontology annotation, biological process: intracellular protein transport; clathrin-dependent endocytosis; clathrin coat assembly.